This is a messenger RNA of Stegodyphus dumicola, 498 nucleotides long. RefSeq lists its product as uncharacterized. NCBI's taxonomy places the organism in Eukaryota, Metazoa, Arthropoda, Arachnida, Araneae, Eresidae. The record is from RefSeq and is a predicted model, not a curated record.
AUGCACAGAGCAGAAAUUGAUUUUGCAGAGGAGAUUGACGCAAAUGAGGAAAAAAGAGAACAUUUUGAAAAAGAAGCAAUUGUUAUCGAGUUACACGGAUUUUGUGAUGCCUCUGAGUUAGCUUAUGGAGCUGUAGUUUAUUAUAAAUCCGUCUUCCUAUAUGGUGAAGUGGUGAUAAGGCUGGUAACAAGUAAAUCAAAAGUAUCUCCUAUAAAGCAAGUUACCAUACCAAGAUUAGAGUUAUGCGCAGCUGUAUUGCUUGCGAAGUUAAUGAAUCGAGUAAUAUGUGCUCUGAAAGUGAAUAAUGUAUUUUUCUGGAGUGACUCUUCAAUAGUCUUGGCUUGGCUGAAAAAGAAGCCCUGUUGUAUGAAAACGUUUGUUGCUAAUCGAGUUGCGAUGGUUCAAGAAAUAACGGAGGUGCGACAGUGGCAUCACGUUUCAUCUAAACAGAACCCUGCGGAUCUCAUAUCAAGAGGUGCUGAUCCGGUCAAACUUUAA